AUUUUGGGAGUCUGUCUUUGAGGGUUACCUCAUGAUUGAUGGGCGUAGGUCGGUCUUGCCUUUGCUGAACCCCCCAUACAGUGUCGCCCUUUGUGUGUUGACGACCAACAAAUAUGAUGUAUAGGUAGGGAGUCUCUUGUGCAGACGAUAUUAAGGAGGUUUUUUUUUAUCUCAAAGAUGAUUGUAAGUCUGGCCUUACAGAUGCGUCAAGCUAGCCCUCACAGUUGGAAACAUACCAAGGAGCUUUCCUUAUAUGGGUUUACUCUCAAUGGUGAUCCACUCUAUAAUGAUGAAGCGUAUUGAAGGAGGAUGCGUGAGACGUUGUGGUUGUGUCUUGAAGGACAGGUCAACUUGAUCAUUCAUCUUAGGGGUCAGAGCUGAAACUCUUAUUAUGUUGAUGUACAUGUCCGAUCAGCUGGAGCAUCUUUAAGAAGUAGUAACAGGUUCAUCGCCUGGGGGCAAAAAUACUUUGUGUUUAUAUCUUGAGUAAUCUUACGUGGUUGUUGCUGCUCGACGACAAAGUGCGGCCUUAAGUUGUUUGCCUUGCUAUUUCUCACUGGAGGGAGGGUGUACUGAUGAUUGUAUGUGUAGCCUCCAUCUUGUUUGAUGACAAUCUCAUUGAUGUAGUGUGAAGAUGUUUGCCUGUGUUUAUCUCCUGCGUUGUUCUUCUCAACAUCACCUUGAUCUUAAGGCCAGAACUACGGGAGAGUUAUCGGAAGGGAAAUUAUACCGAUGAAGUUUUGCAGGAGAAGGUGACGCUGACAGGGCGGUUUGGACCAUGCAGAAAUGCUCCAAAGGCCCCUCAACCAUCAUCGCAGCGUCCUGCCAGGAUGUUGCGAUCCCCACCGCAUCCUUCAGGCGUGUCGUGACCGGCAUUAUAACUUACAGUGCCGUCUAUGUUGAUCAGAGGCAGACCCGGGCGGUACACAACUGUUCCAAUUGCCUGACGCUUUGUAGCGAGGAGGGUACAGGAGGAAAGGUGUGCCACGCUAUCCAUUAUGGGUUCUGUACGGUGGUGGCAUUACCCCCUGGGGUGAUCGAUCAAAAGAAGAAACGUAAUAACUGCAAGAAAGAGGAGGGAUGUUUGAAGUUCUUCAGGAAUCAACGGCAAGCCAACUCCACCGCUCAGAAGAUCCAUGUGCCCCAGUUCUACUUCCCCAUGGGUCGUCCCGUCCCUAGUGAGGAGGCGGAGCAAGUCAUCCAGAGGUUGUCUCAGCUCUUUAACGCCUUACCGGAAGGGAAAGCAUACAAACAUCAAAUGGAUAAGGUUGCUAUGGCGUGCAAAUGCCCAAAGUAUUGGAAGAUGCCACUAUACGCUGCCGCUGAAGGAGACAGUGUUGGCUAUGUCACAUCACAGAUGUUCUUAACCAUGUGGAAAAGCCUGACAAGAGAUUGCCAUGAUGACGCUGCGAGAUUUUUUAGAUUGAUCGCCAAACGAGGUUGUAAUUAUAUUGAACCGGAAGACUUCUACUCAUUUAUGCAGGAUGUUGUGGACACCCAUCCGGGCCUCACGUUUCUAAUAGAUGCACCAGAAUUCCAUUCCAGAUAUGUACAUACUGUAAGUGCAAACAUUUUUAUUUAAAAUCUUAAACCCAUAUUUGUAUCUCUUUUUAGUAAUUUGCCUUUGAAUUAUGACCCUAUCCUUAAGUAGAACUACCAUCUUGUCAAACCUAACAGUUAAGCCCGGUUCAUACUUUCUGCGAAUGCUUCAUGAGAAACAAAUUUGACAUCACAGUUCUGUUUUCGGUGUGAAUGUUUUUCGCUGUGAGUUUUAGCCUACAGCUAAACACUUUCAAAUUAUUCGUUGCAAAUUUGUGGCGUCAAAAUUUGCAUUUGCAUUUGUAUGAACUGAACUUUAGUAAGGCAAAGCUUUUGCUAACUUGUUAUAAUUGGUACAAAUUCAUAUUCUGAGAGUAAAAUUUACACUAAGACUACAUAAUUUACAAACAUGCUUUUAAGAAAGUUUCAAUGUUGCUAUAAGAUGAUUCAUGCUUUUAUAAAAUUCAAAUCUGAAACAUUAUUCAAGUUAUAAUUAGCUUACAGUUCAGCAAACCUUUACACAAGCAUUUGACAUUAUUUAUAUUUAGGCAUGUUAUAUAAAAUUAUUCAAUAGGACUUGUACCUAAAGACAGUGGACACUAUUGGUAAUUACUCAAAAUAAUUAUUAGCAUAAAACCUUUCUUGGUGACAAGUAAUGG
This is a messenger RNA of Asterias rubens (European starfish), 2198 nucleotides long. Its product is annotated as serine/threonine-protein phosphatase 2A regulatory subunit B'' subunit beta-like. Lineage: Eukaryota; Metazoa; Echinodermata; Asteroidea; Forcipulatida; Asteriidae. The transcript has 5 exons. Gene Ontology annotation, cellular component: protein phosphatase type 2A complex. Gene Ontology annotation, molecular function: protein phosphatase regulator activity. The record is from RefSeq and is a predicted model, not a curated record. Gene Ontology annotation, biological process: protein dephosphorylation. Bases 779 to 1582 code for a protein of 267 amino acids.